Camponotus floridanus (Florida carpenter ant) is the source of this 3091-nucleotide messenger RNA. RefSeq lists its product as uncharacterized. NCBI's taxonomy places the organism in Eukaryota, Metazoa, Arthropoda, Insecta, Hymenoptera, Formicidae. The coding region runs from base 1 to 2949 and encodes 982 amino acids. Gene Ontology annotation, molecular function: serine-type endopeptidase activity. The record is from RefSeq and is a predicted model, not a curated record. The transcript has 11 exons. Gene Ontology annotation, biological process: proteolysis.
AUGGUACUUUGUGGCGUCAUGUGCGUAAACCCAGUCAAGAAUACUGGUUGUGAUUACAACUCUCUCGUAGUGAAUUCCACAACCAGUUUCUCGUUGACCGUGAACGAUGAUCGUCAUAUUGGCAGUAUAUCUGUAGAUAUGAGAGCACGCGUUACAUUCUCAGUGAUUUUGUUGUUGCUGGCUGUACUAUCGUCAUUGUUUGCAUGCGAUGUACCUUAUGGUCCGAAUAGUCCACACCUAUCCUCUAGAAUGGAAGUUUUAUCUACUUCAUAUCCAAAUGGUUCACUUGUUCAAGAGGAAAAUAGUUACAUUUUUUGUUAUGUGGAACCUCUAAAUAGUACACAUUACAUUAUUAAUGUAGAAACAGACGAAAAUGGUAUUCUAACUAAUCGGACUAAUAUUCAUCAGUAUAAGAGUAUUGUAGACACGACAAACAAGAAUACACCAUCCACUACAAAUUUUAUAAAUAUUAUACAACAAUUGCCCAGAAAUGGUUCACUAGAUCGGAGCAAUAGUUAUUACAAUGCUAGUCAAGAGACAAGUAGCUCACCAAAUCGAAACAAUGAAUAUUAUAAUGUUCAAGAAACAUUUCAAAAUAGCUUCGAAAUAGAACGGAGCAAUAGUUACUACAGUGUUCGUCAGAAGCGUCAAGAGACAUCACAAAAUGAUUCACCUAAUUCUAUAUCUGCAUGCAAUAUACCCGAUGGGCCAAAUAGUCCACAUCUCUCCUCUAGAAUGAGAGCUUUUUCUACUCCAGCUUAUUUAAAUGGUUCACUUGUCCAAAAAAAAAAUAAUUAUUACAUUAUUUGUCAUGUGGAGCGUCUGAACAGUACACAUUAUAUUAUUCAUCUAGAAACAGACAAAGAUGGUACCCCAACUAAUCUGACUAAUAUUUAUCCAUAUGGAAGUAUUUUAGGCACAAUAAACAGACCAUCUACUACAAAUUCCGUAAACAUACAAGAUGGGUCCAAAAAUGGCACUCCGACUCUGUCUAGUCAUACUGAAAAUACAGAAGCAAAUGGGCCAUCAAAUUCACGCUAUUGUUUUUUGCCUGAACAACCGGAAGGUGGACGUUAUGAUCUGGCUGAUUGCGAUAAACCUUGUAAUAAACAUUUUAAUAACAUAGUUCCUGAAUUUAGCGUUCUCACUUAUACUUGUAAAGACAACCAUAUAUUAAUUGGAAAUACCAUAUCGAUUUGCAUCGAUCGGAAAUGGAUUACACCGCCUUCAUGCCACAGAAUCUGUGAACCGUUGAGAAGCACAAGCGUAGACAUUUCUUGCAGUUAUCGAGGGGAAACGGUGUCUUGCCUCAAGCAUGUAUUGGCUGGUACAAAAGCUAUGCUCGCUUGUAAACCAUCUUAUUUAUUACCUGUAACGUACGAUCCGGCUUAUAGGGAGAUCUCAUGUCUCAAUGAUGGUUUAUGGGAUAAUCACGUUUUUCGCUGUUUGCCAGAAUGCGGGACAUCUAUCACACACGGUAGCACUUUAGUCGUACAUGGAUUCAAUGCGACAAUAGGAGUAUUUCCUUGGCAUGUUGGUAUUUACUUGAAGAAGAAUGCGAACGAAUAUGAACAGAUAUGCGGUGGCACUCUCAUUAGUAGCAAUCUUGUCAUAUCGGCGGCUCAUUGUUUUUACGAUGAUGGUUUCAACAAAAUUAAUCCAGUAACCAAAUAUGCCGUGGGCGCUGGUAAAUAUUAUCGUGAUUGGGAUGCUAAAGAAGAUUACGCUCAGAAGUCGUCGAUAGAAAGUAUUCGAAUAGGCAAUAGAUAUUUAGGCUUCAGGAAUAAUUUCGCUGAUGACAUAGCUUUGUUGAAACUGGACAUAUCUUUUCAAUUGAGUACCUUAGUAAGGCCUAUCUGCAUAGAUUGGAGCAGCCAAUAUCAGAGAGAGCAGCUGCAACAGGGACAAGUUGGGAAGGUUGUCGGCUGGGGUAAAAACAUUAACGGUGAAUCCAGCGAAAUUUUACAGGAAAUUAAUAUGCCAUAUAUACCAUAUCAUCAGUGUUUGGCUGAGGUGCCUGUAAGUUUCCAAGGAUUCAUCACACACGACAAAUUUUGUGCUGGCUAUUUGAACGGUUCGAGUGUUUGCGAUGGAGAUAGUGGCGGCGGUAUAUGCUUUGAGAAAAACGGUAUUUGGUAUCUUCGUGGUAUCGUCAGUGUAAGUCCUAACAAGAGGGGUUCCUGCGAUUACAAUACGUACGUUGGCUUUACCAGUAUUCAAAAUUCCCUUACAUGGCUUCGUCACGCUUACGUAAAUAUUAUCUUAUUCUUAAUCUUAUAUUUACCUUUUUCAUGCAUAUUCAUAGCGGCUCAUUGUUUUUACGAUGAGAGUUUCCACAAAAUUAAUAAUAUGUCCAAUUAUGCUGUGGGUGCUGGUAAAUAUUAUCGCGAUUGGGAUGUUAAAGAAGAUUACGCUCAGAAGUCGUCGGUAAAAAGUAUCGAAAACGGCAAUAGAUACUUAGGUUACGGGAAUUAUUACGUUGAUGACUUAGCUCUGUUGAAGCUGGAAACACCUUUUCAGUUGACUACCUUAGUGAGACCUGUCUGCGUGGAUUGGAGUAACCUGUACGAGAGAGAGCAACUGCAAAAGGGACAAUUUGGCAAGGUUGUCGGUUGGGGUAAAGACAUUACUGGUGAAUCCACGAACAAUUUGCAAGAAAUUAAAUUGCCAUAUGUACCAUAUCAGCAAUGUUUCUCUGAAGUACCUGUAAGUUUUCGAGGAUUCCUCACAUACGACAAAUUCUGUGCUGGCUAUUUGAAUGGUUCAAGUGUUUGCGAUGGUGAUAGUGGCGGCGGUUUAUGCUUCGAGAAAAACGGUAUUUGGUAUCUUCGUGGUGUCAUUAGCGUAAGUCCUAACAAAGAGGGUAUUUGUGAUUACAAUUCAUACGUUGGAUUUACCCGUAUCAGUAAUUCUCUUGAAUGGAUUCGUGAAGCUUAUUCAAAUAAGUAAAUGUUAUGUGAAAUGUAAGUUGUCAAACUAAAAGAAUAUAUUGCGUACAUUGUCGAUCUAAUUAGAAGUGAAUGGAGUAUAAAGCAAGUAAUAAUAUGUAUAAUAUUGCGGAAAUUGUACUUUGUUUAUUCAAAGGAUAUAC